This is a messenger RNA of Rhea pennata, 1383 nucleotides long. It is a transcript of the gene GASK1A, whose product is annotated as golgi associated kinase 1A. Gene Ontology annotation, cellular component: Golgi apparatus. Lineage: Eukaryota; Metazoa; Chordata; Aves; Rheiformes; Rheidae. Bases 1 to 1383 code for a protein of 460 amino acids. The transcript has 6 exons. The record is from RefSeq and is a predicted model, not a curated record.
AUGAAAACGAGGAGCCAGUCUGCAAGUUCAGCCGACGGGUGGGUAAAGCCCGCAGACGUCUGGCCGGAGUGGGGCAGAGCAGGGCCAAGGCGACGCAGCGGCGUGGGGCAGGACGCCCAGCGACCGUGGCGAAGGACGGGGCUGAAACACCCGCCGGCGGCUGCGUUCGCCUUCCUGCUGGCCCUGGCCCUGCUGGCGCUCACCCGCCUGCCCCCGCUGCUCCCCGGCGGCGACGGGGCCGUUCCCUCCCCGGCGGGGACGUCGCCCCGGCCCCGACGGGACGCGGCGGCCCCCCAGCCGGGAGGCUUCGCCCGUGGCCGGGAGCCCCCCUGGCCCCACGGCAACCCGGGCACGGAGGAGCCGAGCGGGCCAAGCCACCGUCUGCGGUUUGGAGAGACGAUCCUGCCUUGGUUUUCCGCCGAUGACGUGCAGAGGAUGAAACUGCUGGCCAACGGCGAGGUGGUGGCCAAAACCAGAAUCCCAGGCCACGGGCAAAUACUGCGGGUUGGCCUUCGGGCUGCCCCGGGCGCUUCCCGGGCGGACCUGGACGGAGACUGCCUCGACGGGCUCUGUGGCCUGAUCAAACGGCCCGGGGACCUCUACGAAGUCCUGGCUUUCCACCUGGACAGAGUCCUGGGGCUGAACAGGAGCCUGCCCGCCGUGGCCCGCCGCUUUGGCAGCCACCUCCUGCCCUACAGGUACACGGACGGCGCGCCACGGCCCAUCAUCUGGUGGGCGCCCGACAUCCAGCACCUGGAGGACGCCAACAACGACCAGAACUCCUUCGCGCUGCGCUGGGUGCAGUACCAGGCCCUGCUGCGGCAGCGCUGCGGCACAGCGGGCUCCUCCGCAGCGGCGGCGGCGGCGGCGGCGGGGCGAGCGCCUUGCCUCGGCAUUGAGCACGCCGAGUGGAGCCGGCUGGCGCUCUUCGAUUUUCUCCUCCAGGUGCACGACCGCCUGGACCGCUACUGCUGCGGAUUUCAGCCGGAGCCGUCGGAGCCCUGCGUGGAGGAAAUGCUCCGCGACAAGUGCCGAAACCCCGCGGAGCUGGCCUUGGUCCACAUCCUGGUCCGGAGGAGCGCGCCGUCCCACCUGGUGUUCAUCGACAACGCGGGUCGGCCUCAGCACCCGGAGGCAAAGCUCAACUUCAGGCUGCUGCAAGGCAUAGAGAGCUUCCCGGAGACAGCCGUGGCCAUGCUCAAGUCAGGCUGUUUGCAAAACGUGCUCCUGCAGUCCCUGUACGUGGACCGGGAGUUUUGGGAAAGCCAGGGCGGCUCCGAAGGCCUGAAACCUUUGCUUCAGACCCUGGAGAGGCGUGGGCAGAUCUUACUGCGGCACAUCCAGGAGCACAAGCUGACGGUGUUCAGGGAGCCAUCGCAUUAA